GUCCAAGAGAAAUAGAGAGUAAAGAGUAGAGAGUAGAACGCGUUGGGCCGUUGGAGGAAGAAAUCACGUCCGCGAGCACUUCGGCACUUCCACGUCGCGAUUCGAACAUGUGCCGGGACAAUGAGAGUUUCUGGUGGCGGUCGGCCGGUGAUUGUUGAGAAUGACGACAACCCCUCCAUGGUAGAAGGGUGGUCUUGGUGUUCAGUGCAAGAGUGCGUUUUGGUGGCCGGCGCGCGAAAUGGCCGUGUUAAUAAAGAAGUGCAGUUUGAUCUUGCCGGGGUUUAGAACAACCUCCUGCCUGACCGUUGUGUUGCUCGUCUGCAUGGAGACCGUCUUCUUGUGCACGCAGUCCACCUGCUCAAAAACAUUCCAGGUUCACUGGAAUACCAGCGAUAGCAUAUUUCACAUCGACAACACUGACCACAUCAUCGACGUAAAUAAGGGCAACGCCCAAUUUGAAUACGACCAAGUCAACAUCAUCUGUCCGGUGUACACGCCAGGAACGUACGGAGAUGACUUAGAAAAAUACAUCAUUUACAACGUAUCGAAGGAGGAGUACGAAACCUGCCGAAUAACCAACCCCAACCCCCGAAUAAUAGCCAUAUGCGACAAACCGUACAAACUUAUGUAUUUCACAAUUACAUUUCGCCCUUUUACGCCCCAGCCCGGCGGCUUGGAGUUCCUCCCCGGCAAAGAUUACUACUUUAUAUCGACGUCGUCAAAGGACGACCUCCACCGCCGGAUCGGGGGCCGGUGCUCCUCCAACAACAUGAAAAUCGUCUUCAAAGUGUGCUGCGCCCCCGACCAGAGCCAGGCCAACUUCACGACGAAAUUAACCUCGACCUCGACGACGACGCUGGGCUGGCCGGACAUCCACCGGCCCAUGGUCGAAGCGACGUCGUCGUCGACCACGCAAUGGGCCCCUCGGACGGACGCGCCGCCGACGCGGAAACCCACCAAGAAAAUGAACGAGUACGAGAAGCAUCCGAACGAAGUCAUGAAAAAUGAAGAGUUGACGUACAGCAAAGGAGUCUGGCUAUCGGCGGGCCCGCCGAGUUUUCUAGUUGUCAUUGCCUGCAUCGCAGUCAUCCGAUGGCGGUGAGCUAAAAGACAGGAACGGGAGCGGGGCCUCGUCUCCAGCUCCACGUUCACACAUGUUGACACUUAUCUGUAAAAUACUGUAAAUUAUUGGAUGACGUGUCCGCGAGUGCGUGAAUAACGGCGACACUCUAAAUAGUUUGUUUAUAAGAAACUGCGUAAAAGCCAAUUUUUGUAGAUAAAAAUAGUGCGUUAAUUUAAGUGAUGGUACGAUUUUUCAGCGCGAAGCUGGUGUGAUAAAAGUAUUAAAAGACUCAAAGAGACUCCUUGUCUAAUUACUCCUCGCAAUUACGUAAAAUACUGUGCAAUUUUUAUCGAAAAGUUUCCUCGACUACCGCGAGGAGUAACUAGAUUAUUUCGUACGUGUACAUAAAAGUGAUAUUAUUGUCAUUGAAACGCUUCUUGUAGUCCUUAAUUCCCAAAAAUGCCGACUGAAACACUUAAAAGUUUGGGAAUCGCAAAUACGACACUGAAAUUUACCGGCUUACGGAAGGUAUUAUUUCAUUCUUCCACUCUUCGAGUACUUACGACGUACAUUCCCGCUAAUUCUAGGCUGUCUCUACGCAAUUACAUAGUUCCAAGUCCAAAUUUGUUUUAUCCGAGCUUUUGGGUGUGUCCGUCUUAAAAUGUAUUUUAUUAUACUAUGAAAUAUUAGUGUGUGUCGUUUAGCAAAGACUUGUAUAAAGUGUAGAGCGUACGUGCUAUAUAUUGUAUGUUCAUUUAAUGGAUGAAAUAUUUUGUACUUCUCUUAAAAAAUUGUGUAAACAAUGCAGUGUAAAAGUAAAUGGUUGUCUGAUCAGAAUUGUCAGAGCUCUACAGUAGUUCAUAUGAAACUUUCGUUGUCGAAAAUUGUUGGGGCCAACCAGAAAUUACCAAAUCAAGUGCGUUUUGUAAUCCGGGCGCUUGAUUCGCGUAAUUUUAUUAUUUUAUAAUAGUUUCUUCACAGUAUUAUAUUUCAUGUGCUUUUUCUUACGCAUAAGUUUGUGUUUCCAUAUUCCUUGGUGUCUAAUUUACCUCACAUUAAUACGAUGCACCUCAUUAUUGUCAUGCCAGUAUUUAUUUUACUUAUAACAUACAUCCAUCAAAAUUUCUCUUAUUUCCUCUCUUCGUGCGAAAUCAUCGAUCAUUCGACGUGUAAUUUUUAUACACACAUUUAACCAGAUGUCAUGUUAUGUAGCACCUCAACUCCUUAUAAUCCGGUGCUUACGAAAAUAUUAAUGUAUAUCGAUAAACUUACCGACUAAAUUGAAAAAUGAUUCAUCCAGUAUAAAAUAUCUCUUCAUGAUGCCUUGUUGUAUUUACAUCACCGAUAAUCUCAAAACGUUGACAGAUAUUUUGUUAAUUAACAACUCGCCACGUAAAUCUUUCGUCCAAUAAACAAUUCGACGUUUUAAAGUUAUCGGUGAAGAUAUAUGGACUAGAAGUAGGACUGUAGAGGCACUGAGAAUAAACAGGUACACAAUA
Messenger RNA from Tribolium castaneum (red flour beetle), 2562 nucleotides. Its product is annotated as ephrin-A4. Bases 239 to 1102 code for a protein of 287 amino acids. The transcript is spliced from 4 exons. Gene Ontology annotation, molecular function: ephrin receptor binding. Gene Ontology annotation, cellular component: plasma membrane. Gene Ontology annotation, biological process: ephrin receptor signaling pathway; axon guidance. The record is from RefSeq and is a predicted model, not a curated record. NCBI's taxonomy places the organism in Eukaryota, Metazoa, Arthropoda, Insecta, Coleoptera, Tenebrionidae.